Messenger RNA from Aspergillus clavatus NRRL 1, 741 nucleotides. RefSeq names its product SUR7/PalI family protein. Gene Ontology annotation, cellular component: membrane raft; plasma membrane; cell cortex. Gene Ontology annotation, biological process: cortical actin cytoskeleton organization; endocytosis; septin cytoskeleton organization. The coding region runs from base 1 to 741 and encodes 246 amino acids. The record is from RefSeq and is a predicted model, not a curated record. NCBI's taxonomy places the organism in Eukaryota, Fungi, Ascomycota, Eurotiomycetes, Eurotiales, Aspergillaceae. The transcript has 4 exons.
AUGACCAUCAGCAGAGCGGGAUUGGGUCUGCUAGGCCUGUUCUUCACGGCCUCAGCUCUUCUGUUAAUGUUCCUCGCUUUUCUUGGUGGAGCAAGGAACUCGAACCCGUUGAAUAGGAUCUACUGGCUUCAAGCUGAUACAAGCAACAUCCCGGGGGCUCCAGCCUUGUCUCGAUGGACAUACUGGAAUCUUUGCGCCGUGAAUGACAAGGGACAUAAUGCGUGCGGAAAGUCGUAUGCCGACUACCCCUUUGAUCCUCCAAGCCACCGCAACUUCGGCACCACUACCAACAUCCCUUCUGCGUUUAUCGGGACUAACCACUACUUCUUGACAUCUCGCUUCAUGUUCCCAUUCCAUAUCAUCGCCUUGUUCUUUGCCACUUGCUCUCUCUUCACAGGGUUUCUGGCCAUGUGCACUCGCAUUGGAAGCUUCGUUUCUGCGCUCAGCGCGUACAUUGCAUUGACUUUCCAGGUUAUCACUACCUGUCUGAUGACUGCGGUCUAUGUCCAGGGCCGGAACAAGUUCAACGCUAACGGACAGACAUCCCGUCUCGGCGUCAAGGCCUUUGCAUUCAUGUGGACUUCAACUGCUUUGCUCUUCCUCGCUGGCGUGAUCUACUGCAUGGGCGGCGCUGUUGGCCGAAAGGAAAGCGGAUACAGUGGUCGAGAACAGAGACGCCGCGGUUUCUUCUCCUCCCACCGCUCGGGAAGCUUGAGAAGCAACAAGGAGACCGCCGCAUAA